GUCAGGGGCGUCAGGGUGGACAGGAGCCGCUGCGCAGGCGCAAGGUCCCUCCUUCACCGCUCGCUCUUUUGCUGGUCUAGCUGCGCACACUGCACCACAGGCAACCUGAGGAGGCGGCGGCGGUGGCGGCCAGACCGGGAGGCGAGCAGAGCUCUAGCACGAGCCCCGCAGGCCAGUUCAGCGGCGAAGGCAGCAUGUCGGACCAGGAGAGGGACCAGGAGAGGGACCAGGAGAGGGACCAGGAGAGGAUCCAGGCACGUCUGCGGAAGGAGAUCCGCUCCCUGCUCAUCUCCAACAAUGACGGCCUGACCCCGCAGCAGCUGGAGAGGGAGUACCUGUCCAUGGGGGGCAGCCACCUGCCGCUCCGUGCCCUGGGCUACGGGACCACCAUGGAGCUGGUCUUGGCCAUGCCCGAUGUGGUGAGCGUCUGCCCCUGCGAAGAUGGCACCGUCAUUCUCAAAGCCAUUCCAGAUGAAACAACCAAAGGAGUAGCAAGUUUGGUUGUAAAACAAAGGAGUAGUAACAAGCUUCGAAAUACUGCAAAGAAAGGAAGGGCAAGUGGUGGUUCUAGUUCUGGCUCUCGUGGAAGAGUACCUGGCCGGGGGAAGAUACCUCCCAUUCUUCCAGCUGUGGUAAAGAGUGAGCUAAGAGACCUCUUGGCUUUUUCUCCAAUCCUCCUUUCUGAUUUCGACAAGGCCUUUGCAGAGCGAUUUGGACGACCGUUCCAAUAUAUGCAAUUUGGAUUUCUUUCUAUGUUUGAAGUGCUGAGUGCAGCUUCAGAUAUCAUUGCUGUUGAGCAGACCCAGGCAGGUUCUUUGUUGACCUUAAACCAAAAUCUACCAAGUGAACAGAAGAGGGGGUUACCAGCAGGUAAAACAUCACAAGCUGGAAAAAAACAACCCAAAUCCUCCAUGCCAACACCUACAGGAGGGGCACAUAUGCCAGAACCUGCCUCAGCUACUGAGCCACUGAAACAGCCACAUCCAGUGAAAACCACAGAAUUGAAUGGCAUGGAGGCCUCUUCUUUGGACCAAUCUGAGGAAUUAAAUCAGCUGGAAAAUACUUCCAAAUCAGUGAUUGUACAAAGUGGACCAAGAGGGAACAUCAACUCAGAACUAAAGAAGAAAAUGAAAUUUCUUGUAUCCAAAUUUCCACAAGGAUUGCUUCUUUCUAAACUGCUUGGAGAGUUUGAGGCAGUUUUUAAAGAGCCACUUUCACCAAGGAGAUUGGGAUUUUUAAACAUUGCAGAGCUCGUUGGAUCUCUUAGUGACAUUCUCCAUGUUGAGUUCAAGGAAGGUGAACAAGACUUGUUGGUGUUUGAUGCAGAAAUGAAGGAUUUGACAACAGAUAAGAAAAUAGAAGGGAAAGCCAAUAUCUCCAGUCGCCCCAGGAAUUCCCUGUCACCUCUGGAUAUUAAGGACACUGCCUGGAAUUAUUCUGUGGAAAAGCGUAGAGAUGUAGAAGAGAGAGUCUGCAAGAAAUUCAACCGAGUCAAGAAGCCUGUUCCCCUGCAUGUGGGAAUGAAACAAUUACAGCUCAACGUGGAGAUGUCAGGAUACGAGAUCCCACCAGAUGCUGUGCAGAACAGGAAGCUCUGCAGCAUUCCGGCAUUAGAUAGAAGAACCCUAGCAGUGGUCUUUGUAGAGUAUGUAAUCUCUCCUAGUCAGUUUUAUAUCCGAAUCUAUAGCAGAGAUUCAUCACAGCUACUUGAGGAUAUGAUGAUUGAAAUGAGGCGCUGCUAUUCCAAUAGACUGGUAUCUGAUCGCUAUAUCAUGCCAGAAUCUUUUAUCCAACCUGGCCUUCUCUGUUGUGUAAGGAUUUCUGAGGAUAAGUGCUGGUAUCGAGUCAUUAUUCAUCGAGUUCUUGGGAAGCAAACAGUUGAGGUGUUCUACGCAGAUUUUGGAAAUUUGAGAAUUGUUCAGAAGUCCUCUCUGAGGUUUCUCAAGUGCUGCUACACCAAGCUUCCUGCUCAGGCCAUUCCUUGUUCCCUGGCUUGGGUGAGGCCCAAGGAGGAGCAUUGGACACCCCAAGCAGUUUUGCAGUUCGAGGAUCUGUGUAUCUUCAAGCCAUUGGUGGGGGUAGUGGAUGAGUAUGUUGAUGGAGUCCUCAACCUCUUUCUGUGUGACACAUCCUCAGAUGAAGACAUCUAUUUCCAUCACAUCCUGAGAGCAGAAGGCCAUGCCAUUGUCUGCCGAGAAAAUGUCCCAUCUAAGGGUUUCAGAGAGCUCAACCCGUUGGCCUUGUAUACAAAAUGCAGUCCAAGGCCUGAAGAACCUGGCUUGACAGAACAGGGUCUUCCUUCCGUUCAGCAUUAUUUUAACGAAGACCAAGAAAUAACAAGCCCAGCAAAUGAAUUGGUACCCCCGGUAGGAAGCUUUUUUUAAAAAGUACCUUAUUUCAUACAACUCAUCUACAUGAACCUUUUGUUCUAAUCUAGCUACUUUCUUCAUUGUCAUUCCUGCUCUUCCCCCUACCUUUGCAAAAUUCUUAUUUCUUCUCUUCCACCAAUCCAAUAUUAUGCUUCCUCUGAGAUCCAGCUCAUAUCACCUCUUCAGGAAACCUUGGGCUCUAGUGGCUUCCAUUUAGUGGUCUUUUCUUUCAUAGUUACUAUAGCCUUCCUAGGGUCCAUUAUAUAAGCUAGAGCUUACUCCCUGGUUUCAUUCUCAUUCCAUGCAAGAAGGUCUUAACUGCUACCAAAGUAGAAUGAUAUUGCAGAAAACAUACUCGACGGGGAGUUAAGACACCUAGGUCCUAGUCCCAAUUCUAUGACUUAAAUAGCUUUGUGACCUAAGGAAAUCACUUAACAGCUCUGAGCCUUAGUUGGGUCAGUGCUGGUCCUACAGUUGUUAAUCUAGCUUUGUGGUCCAAAAUAUACUUUUUGAAUCUUUGCAAGGCUUUUUUUCUCUUUGCAUGUAUCGUAAAAAUGUCUCCCUAUGUUGACAGAAUACUUGUAACUUUUGGUGUUUAAGAGAAUAAUGUAGAUUAUCUGUGUAAUUAUUUAGGAUUAGUUUAUAGAUUGGUAGAAGGAAAAAGAAAAAGGUUAUUUUUGACCACAGUGGUACUAUAACAUGCUUUGAAAAACUUUAAAUGAUGAUUGUAGCAUUUACAUGAAUAUUUACCUCCACAUUUUCAAAAAUUAAAUUUUAAUUUUUUUUAUUUUGACUUUCCAUCAGAGUUAAUGUUUGGGAUCUGAUGUUUUCUGAAAACUGAAUUUAGUUUAGCUUUGUUGCUUUAAUAUUGAAUCAGAAGGACUUCAUUACUUUUGCCUCACAGUUCUAAUAGCCUAAAAAUUGCACAAAAUUGACAUUAUCAUUUCUGUUGAUGUGAAUAUAAGGCAGUGGCUUAUGGAAGGAGAGUCAGUGUGUAAUCUUUAUUUUUUCUCCUUUAAAAACAUUAUUGUUGUGAACUUGAGGACUUAAAGAAAACAAUUAUAUAAGAGUAUAAUCUGUUACGUGUAGUAAUACUUUAUAUAUGUAUACGUAUGCGUAUAUAAAUUUGUAUAUAUAGUUGUGUAUGUAUUUGUGUUGUAUGAGACUGUAAACUUCUUUUACAUAUAGUUUUAAAAAAAUUUUAUGUGUGUGUGUAUAUAAUGUAUGUGUAUGUAAAAUUAGCAGUGUCUGAUUCUGUGACUCCUAGCUCAGCAAAUAAAAUGAUGUGGUUCAGAAGCU
Messenger RNA from Trichosurus vulpecula (common brushtail), 3668 nucleotides. RefSeq names its product tudor domain-containing protein 5-like. The transcript is spliced from 13 exons. NCBI's taxonomy places the organism in Eukaryota, Metazoa, Chordata, Mammalia, Diprotodontia, Phalangeridae. The record is from RefSeq and is a predicted model, not a curated record. The coding region runs from base 195 to 2384 and encodes 729 amino acids. Gene Ontology annotation, biological process: germ cell development; spermatogenesis.